UUCAGCUGAAGGUAUCAACAUCAGCAGUGUGUUAGAGACUGAGAUCGGUAUCACUCACACAACAGCACAAACUACAACUCAGACAUUCUUCAAAUCCUGAGAAUAAACCCAGACCCGUUUCAAAAAUGUCUUCACGCGAUAUCUUCUCUGGAAAUUCUGAAAGGGAAAAUGUUAUCUCCCAAAGGCGAGAGGUUCAAACUGCUUCCAACCAUUCUGUGAUGUUUUGUCGAAACGAAGCAUUCAACAGAAUGAUGGGUUGGGUCUUAAACAGGGAAGAAGUGAGUAAGAAAGAAGAACUGAUAAGAUCUACCCAGUCCCUCCACCACUAUGUGCACAAAUACUUCGACAUCACUAACAGACUGUUGGAGAUCCUCAAUACUCACAUGGAACAAAACGUCUCUCCUGCAGUCUUACCAAAUGAAAAUGAAAGUAUUGAACAUAACUGUGCCAGGGUUAGAGAGGUCAUGCACCUGGUCAUUGAUGUUUGUGAAAAGCAGGACAAAAAGUGUAAGAAAAGUGACCCUGUUCUUUAUGACAAGAUUGCUUUCUCUGUGGCGUCACUGAAAGACAAAGCUAAAGUGAUAAAGGAACUGCAUGAGAACACCAUGGGUCUUUUGGGGAAUCUCUUGUGUCCUCUAGUCACUAUUCAUCUAGCAAAAAGUAAUCUAGAGAGCGUCAUGCCUCCAGUUGAACAGCUUAAAUCUCUUAAGUCUUCUCCAUCAUUUGUUCUGGGAGAUCUAGAGCAGAGCAGUAAAAGAAUCACUAAACUUCUGUGUGGACCACAGAACCAGCAGAAGACCCUUGAUGAAGUCGUACUGUUAGUGCAAGGUCUCCUCUCUAUUCUGAGAACACCAUGUGACUCCUACAAUGCCAUUCUUAGUAGAGUGGAAGCCUAUGUCACCAUUAUAUCUGAAAGGAUCUAGGGCAGAAUUAUAAAGAAAAUUAAAGGGAGAUAGCGAUAAAAUGAAGCAUAAUGCUAAGAACAAAACAUAGAAGUUUACUUCCAACUUGUUUUUACUGCGUUUUUCUGUUGUACCUGUGUUUUAUCUAUGGUAUUACACCAUGCACACUAACCUAUAAAAAGAAAAUGUAACUUGAAUUGUAAAUGUGUGUGAAAUCUCUCGAACUUGGAGCUAUGCACAUGUCAAUAUGUGACAGUAGAGCUUGCACGAUUAAAAGUGAAUGUACUAACAUUAUGUGGUUAUACAGCAUAUUGAAAGUGGUAAAGUGGAAUAUAAACGCUUUGCAGCAGUUUCCAGUCCAGUAAACACUUUACAUGAAUAAAUCAACAUCAGCAGUGUGUCAGGGGUUGAGAUCUGUAAUACUCAAGUCGUAGCGCUUUUUAUAAUUUUCAUAUACACAGAAGAAAUCAUUUCAUUAAUACACAGAAUAAAACAACAUGAAA
This is a messenger RNA of Triplophysa rosa, 1405 nucleotides long. RefSeq lists its product as uncharacterized. The transcript is spliced from 3 exons. Bases 126 to 923 code for a protein of 265 amino acids. The record is from RefSeq and is a predicted model, not a curated record. Lineage: Eukaryota; Metazoa; Chordata; Actinopteri; Cypriniformes; Nemacheilidae.